AUUAGUCAUCUGCAUGUGCAUGAGGUGCAUUCAGCUGCUAGCCAAAUACUUUAUUUCUGGUUGUCACUUUUGAAAUCUCUUUUUUUGCACUAAAAUGGAACCGGUGCCAAAAGGGUCCGUGGAUGAGAUGAAAUGGUACGAGCUCCUAACUCCACUCUACGAGCCCCUGGAGGAGCUUGGCUACCUAUGCAACGCUCGCCCCCCACCUCCUCCCACUCCCUGCGACCCCGCCGACAUGCCGCUCGACAACCUCCCCAUGUUUACAGGAAGUCACUAUGUAGGGUCUGGUGACUGCUACAUCCGGGGAGACAAUCUGAUGAACAUGAACUACCGAGCUCCACUCCAUAUGGAGUACAUGCAACCAGCUCACCUGAACAUUGGGCCAGCUGGUGAUGUCACCAAACAGUAUAUGAACUAUCAGCACCAACCCUACGAGUGGCCUGUCAAUCACCCACAUGCUCCUACUCCUCCGUUCCUUGACGAAACCAUGAUGAUACUACCGGAAUGUGCAAAGUUGCCUCCUGCUGAAAUGCCGAGCCUUACGGAUCAGAGUUCCCCCUCAAGAAAGGUCCCAGCAACCAAAAAAAGGACACGUGAAUGCCAAGAGGAGGAAGAUAAGGUGUACAUUAAGAAGCCACCUAAUGCAUUUAUGAUCUUCCGAAAAGAGCAAAGGGAGAAUGUUAUGGCACAGUGGAACAUUCGCGACAGUGCCGUGGCCAAUAAAGUUCUGGGUCACAUGUGGAAAUCGCUGUCGGAGAAGGAGCAGGAGAAGUAUUAUCAGCUUGCCGAUGCCGAAAAACGCCUCCAUACCCAGCUGCACCCCAACUGGUCCUGCACAGACAAUUAUGGUCGAAAGAGGAGGAAGCAGAGGAGCAGAGUGGCUUCCUAAGGAACUCGUCCAAGCAAACUGCAGAGUUUCCUCCUGUAACUUGACAUACCGUUCUAGUGUUUGACUUAAUCACAAGUCACUUGAAGUUCUACUAACAAGAUAUCGACUGAGCUGGAAAAUGCUCAGCAAGUUCAUUAAUUUAAAACAGGGACAUAUUUAACCUCAUUGU
This is a messenger RNA of Syngnathus acus (greater pipefish), 1058 nucleotides long. RefSeq names its product transcription factor 7-like 1. The coding region runs from base 95 to 889 and encodes 264 amino acids. Lineage: Eukaryota; Metazoa; Chordata; Actinopteri; Syngnathiformes; Syngnathidae. Gene Ontology annotation, molecular function: RNA polymerase II cis-regulatory region sequence-specific DNA binding; DNA-binding transcription factor activity, RNA polymerase II-specific. The transcript is spliced from 8 exons. Gene Ontology annotation, biological process: canonical Wnt signaling pathway; regulation of transcription by RNA polymerase II. The record is from RefSeq and is a predicted model, not a curated record. Gene Ontology annotation, cellular component: beta-catenin-TCF complex.